Messenger RNA from Haliotis rufescens (red abalone), 2552 nucleotides. Its product is annotated as monomeric sarcosine oxidase-like. The transcript is spliced from 9 exons. The record is from RefSeq and is a predicted model, not a curated record. NCBI's taxonomy places the organism in Eukaryota, Metazoa, Mollusca, Gastropoda, Lepetellida, Haliotidae. Gene Ontology annotation, molecular function: flavin adenine dinucleotide binding; sarcosine oxidase activity. Bases 150 to 1364 code for a protein of 404 amino acids.
CAGUUGUCCUAUUUGGAGCAUUUGACCUAACUGUUGUUGAUAAUAGAGCUCCAUGUAGUCUCACAACAGCACAAUUGAGCAGCUGUUGGGUCCGAUCACGAGCAGCGUGUACACAGGCUCUCCUCCACUUGUCUCGUAUAUAUUGCACAAUGGCUGCAUCUAAGCGACAGUAUUUUGAGUACAUUGUCAUUGGCUGUGGAGGGAUAGGCAGCGGAGCUCUAUACUGGUUGUCAAAGCGUUCCAGCUCAGUCCUUGGUCUCGAGCAGUUUUCUCUCGGUCAUGAAAGAGGAGGCUCACAAGACGUAUCGAGGAUCAUCCGCCUGACGUACCAUGAUGACCGCUACACCCGACUCACCCCCGACACCUUCAAGGCUUGGCGCCAGAUAGAGCGCGAGUCAGGCCAGCAGGUUGUAUGGAUGACCGGGGGUCUGCAGCUGGCUAGGAAGGGACAGACUGAGGCCAUCAUGGAGAAGUACGCUGUAGCAAUGGACAGGAACAACAUCAAAUACGACAGAUUGUCAAACCUGCAACUGAUGGCCCGCUACCCCCAGUUCACAAUGGGUCCAGAUAUCGUGGGCUUGUACCAGGAGCAGGCGGGCCUCGUAGAUGCUGCUGUGGGGAACGCUGUCCACAUUCAGCUGGCCCGGGGAAACGGGGCUACAGUCCUAGAGAACUGCCCUGCUACCAGGCUCACUAGGGCCAACAACGGCAACGUCAUUGUUAACACAACGAAGGGCGUAUUCGAGUGCCGGAAGGUGAUAGUGACGGCAGGGGGGUGGCUCAACUCGGUCCUGGGGACAAUCGGCGUCCACGUCCCCGUCACCGUCACACAGGAGCAGGUGACGUACUACGCCACGCCGCACAUGAAGGAGUUCACAAAGGAAAAGUACCCCAUUUGGAUUUUUCACUGCCCCCGUUACGACAUCUACGCCCUCCCCAUCCACGGAAACACGGGGUCGAAGAUCGGGAUCGACGCUGGAGGCAACGUGGUAACCGCCGAAUCGAGGACAUUUGAGCCGAAUCCUGCUCGGGAGCGGACCUGUACUGAGCUGUUGGAGGAGAUUUGUCCUAAGUUCUUGGGACCAAUCCUUCAGACCAAGACCUGCCUCUACACCAUGCCUCCAGACAGAAACUUUGUGGUUGACACAUGCUCAUACAAGGGCUGGUCUGACGUCAUCGUUUGUUGUGGAGCUGGACAUGCGUACAAAUUUGCAAGUCUGCUUGGAAAAGUCCUGAGCGAGCUCGCCGUUGACGGCCGUACCCAGUACGACAUCAGUCAAUUCAACAUCACCAGAGACGCAAUUCAGGAUCCCACUUUCAAACCAACGUUUUUCAUGGGGAGUGGUAUGGAGGCGAAACUAUAGAGAAGAGGCUGCUUAUUUUCCGUUCUUCUCCCACCAGGCUUUCCCGUAUAGAGACAGUUAACACGCCCAUGUAAUUGUAAAUAAAAUAUAUAGCGUGUGAAUCAUAUUUUAUGGAACGGAACCAUCAUUCAAUAAUGGAAACAUUCUUGUUGGUCUUUGUUCAUAAUACGAACAUAUCAUAUUUUCAAGCAAAGUAUAAUGUCUUAUGUUUACUUCAGUAGUAAUAAAUUUUGUAAAAUCUUAACUUGUUUGGUAUGGAUUCAAAUGUAAAACAUAUUGGAACUCAUAUUUUAGUGAAUGCGAAGUCACCUAUUCAUGUAUUCAUGGGAAAUUUGGUGUGUGUCUGUAAUCAGGCAAUUCAUAUUUUGACGUUGACCCUUUGACCUAUAAGCAUUGAUUACUCAGUCAUCCCUCUUGUCAUUGAGACUGCUGUAUAUUUCUUUGUCACUCAGAUGAGGUGGUAUCACAGGUCUCUUAUAUUUCAAAAUGGGAUGGGUAAAUCAGUGGGAGGGAAUGUAUUGGCUGUUCGACUAGUAUUGAACAAUGUCAAACGAAUCUGAUUCUUAUUAAACUUCUUGGACAAAUCUCCUUCUUUUGACUUUGCCAAUCUGAGCAGAAAUUCUGAUUAGCAAGGAGGGGAGCACAUCUGAUGCCCAUGGGGAUGACUACUUCUGGCCUAAAUGACCUCAUAGAUGUUGUCUACGAUGAAGUCCACCAUUUCAAAUAUUGUUUCCUCAGUAAACUCCAGAUGACGUUUGCUUUCAUUUUUGACAAACAGUCCUGAACCUUUGAGAUAGAUGUGUAAAUGGAUAUAUCGCAUUUGGUGACAAAUGCCACAUGGAUCAGGGGGUUAAGUUUUCCUCAAGGUUGCCGUGUCGGAGAGUGGUGUACAAAUUCCCAUGGGAAUUCACAUGGUAUUAAUUCAAUUUAUUUUAAGUACUUUCUGUUGAUAUGAAAAAAGUCCUUCCUUGGUGGUACUAAAGAUUAUGGUUAAUCUUUGAGACAAGGAUUAGGUGAUAGAUUUUCUGUCCCAGCGAUAUAUCUCUUUGUUCACAUUUGUAUGAAGCUUUUGAAUCCAGUACAAAAGAGAAACGGACAUGCUGUAAGGUUUGAGAGUCAGGCAAAGUGUUGAUAAUUAAGCAACCGAAAAAAACCUGAUGAUAUUAAAAUGUAUAUUUUUUGUCAGCC